This is a messenger RNA of Contarinia nasturtii (swede midge), 1242 nucleotides long. It is a transcript of the gene Unc50, whose product is annotated as protein unc-50 homolog. The transcript has 6 exons. The record is from RefSeq and is a predicted model, not a curated record. Lineage: Eukaryota; Metazoa; Arthropoda; Insecta; Diptera; Cecidomyiidae. Gene Ontology annotation, cellular component: Golgi membrane. Bases 338 to 1147 code for a protein of 269 amino acids.
UAUGGAAUUCAUAAGAUUCCAAUAAUAACGCUGCGAUCAUUACAAUGCAAUAGAACAUAACCAUCACUUUUUCGAACUGUCAAACCAAUGUCAGUACGUUGCAUAGUUGUCAAACUGAGUGUCAUCAAUGAACUAAUUCUUUGUGAUAUUAUAUACAAUUUGCAAUUGGAAAUGUAAUUUUUGCGUGAGUGUAAGAAAAUUUCACAUAACAUAGUGAUCAAAAUUCGAUUAAUCAUAAGUUGACCAAGUGACUAAUUCAGUUAACUUCAAAGGAAAGUGGAAUUUUGGCUCGUUGAGCAAUUGUAAAACAUUGUUUGCAAACAUACAGACUGGAACCAUGAAAUAUCACACAUCACCAUCAACGUCGCAAACAAAUCUGUACAGCGAUAGUUCUAUUUAUCGAAGUACAUCGCCAUUGCCACCGCCGGCCACAACUUAUUGCCUGUCGGCAACAACAAAAAGCUAUAAAUAUCUACGGAAAAUUGUGAAAUUCGAUCAAAUGGACUUUGAAUUUGCCAUGUGGCAAAUGAUUUAUUUGUUUAUAUCACCGCAGAAAUUAUACAGAAAUUUUAGCUAUAGAAAACAAACUAAAUCUCAAUUUGCUCGUGAUGAUCCUGCAUUUUUGGUUUUGUUGAUUUUGUGCCUAUUUGUUACGUCAAUUGGAUUCACAUGGACAUUAAAUCUGACAUUUGGCCAAACGUUGUACUGUAUUGCAUAUAUUGUUUUCGUUGAUUUCAUCUUGGUUGGCGUGAUUGUGACAACAUUAACAUGGCUUUUUGCGAAUCGAUACCUACGACAAAAUGCCAACGAGGCUGACGUUGAAUGGGGCUACAGUUUUGAUGUGCACAUGAAUGCAUUUUUUCCGCCACUCGUUUUACUGCAUUUUGUACAACUUAUCUUCUUCAACAGUGUUAUCAAUUCAGAGUACCUUUUCUCCAGAUUUUUCGGCAAUACAAUCUGGUUAAUUGCAAUCAUUUAUUAUGUUUAUAUCACGUUCCUAGGCUAUAACUGUAUUCCUUUCUUGAAAAACACUCGUAUCAUUUUGGCACCAAUUCCAAUCGUCAUUCUAUUCUUUGUAAUUACUUUAGUCAUCGGAUGGAAUAUAACAAUUACAUUUGUAAAUUUCUAUCACUAUCGAGUCCUGUAAAAAAAAUGAUUAAACACACCCAAAUAAGUUUCUUAUUGAUUACUAAAUGAACAAUUGAAUUAAUAAUAAAAUCAUCCUUAUCUAUAUAUCAUGUA